Molecule: messenger RNA, 831 nt
Organism: Nyctereutes procyonoides (raccoon dog)
Lineage: Eukaryota; Metazoa; Chordata; Mammalia; Carnivora; Canidae
Gene: HSPB9
Product: heat shock protein family B (small) member 9
Exons: 1
Coding region: 1-489 (162 amino acids)
Cellular component (GO): nucleus; cytoplasm
Source: RefSeq, a predicted model, not a curated record
AUGCAGCGGGUUGGUAGCGGUCUCCCCAGCGGGAGCCAGGUGGCAUCCCGCUGUCCCAGCGUGGCCCUUGCCCAACAGAACCAGGUGGCCACACUGCCCGUACGGCUCCUGAGGGACGAUGUGGUGACUGCGCAGAACAACGUCCAUGCAGAGAAUGGCUUCCAGAUGAAGGUGGAUGCCUGUGGCUUUGCCCCGGAGGAGCUGGUGGUGCAAGUGGACGGCCAAUGUCUGAUGGUGACCGGCCAGAGGCAACUGGAGGGCUGCAGCCCGGAUGGGGCUGGCUACCGUGUGGCGCAGAGGGUGCACCGGCAGAUGCAACUACCCCCGGACCUGGAUCCCGCCGCCAUGACCUGCAGCAUGACCCCUUCCGGCCAGCUGUGCGUCCGAGGCCAGUGCCAGGCGCUGCCUUCCCCGGAAGCCCAAAAAGGUCCAUCCCCGAGACUCCGAGGCCGUGGCUCUAAGAAGGGUCAACCUACCCUGACCCAGUAAACAACAAUCCUAGUGCGCAGCAGCAGCCUUAGUGUUCUGUGGUCUUUUCUUGGGAUUGGGAUCAAAGGUGGAGGCAUAAUGGAGGUAGAGAGAGGGCCAGUGGAGGGCUUAGGGAGGCAGGAAAAGCACUUUAUGGUGGUGGUCCACCAAGAAUCAGGCCUCUGUGGCCCCGGGAGGAGCUGGGUCCGGGGCUCAGUAGACCAACAGCCCAGUGCUGGGCAAAUGACAGCAGCAGCUCCAGCAGGGAGCAGCAGAGGGCCAGGAUGGCAGCGGGGGCACCAGGCUCCACAACCAGCAGAGGGCCCCGACAGACCAGAAAUCAGAUAGAUACGAAGACUGGAC